CCAGAUUCUCCACCCCCUACAUCGGGGGUAAUUCCGUCACUUCGUAUCCCGUGAAUAUAGAUCCACUCUAAAAAUGCCUAAAUACACUCGCAAUCAUUGUUAUUAACAUUUAUUUUCUGCUUCGCUUCAAACUCACGUUUCCGAUUCUCCAAUCAAAUUUUUUUCUCUGCUAAGCCAACGACAAUGCAGUUUCUGCCCACUAUUAAAGUUUUUACGGACGGCACCGCCGGCGCCAGGACAUUCUUGCCUGUCCGGAGCUCCAAUUUCGGGGGAAGAAACUGGCUCAAUUUUGGGGAUUCUGCUAGGAAUUGUAGGCUUGUAGCAUGUUCCGUUGAGAGUAAUGGGAAUGGCGGAGGAGGAGGAGGAGGAGGGAGUUCGAGCUCCAGCUCGAGUGGCAUGGGUUCGGAUUAUAGGACGAGUUCGUUUUUAUCUAGGACUCAAACUUAUGCUAUGUUGAAACAGCAAAUGGAAGUCGCUGCCAAAUCUGAGGACUACGAAGAAGCUGCCAGAAUUCGUGAUUCAUUGAAAUCCUUUGAGGAAGAGGAGCCAGUUCUGAGACUUCGCAGGUUGCUCAAGGAUGCCAUCAAUGAGGAGCGGUUUGAGGAUGCUGUUAGGUAUCGAGAUGAACUAAAGGAAAUUGCACCGCAUUCCCUCUUGAAAUGUUCAAGCGAUGCAACAACCUUGGGGAUCAGAGUUCAGGUUAGGAGUGUAUACAUUGAGGGCCGAAGUCAGCCUUCAAAGGGUCAAUAUUUCUUUGCAUAUAGAAUAAGGAUCACCAAUAAUUCAGAUCGUCCUGUUCAGCUUCUCAGAAGACAUUGGAUUAUCACAGAUGCCAAUGGAAAAACUGAAAAUGUUUGGGGGACUGGAGUUAUAGGUGAACAACCAGUUAUACUUCCUAGGACGGGUUUUGAAUACUCGUCUGCUUGCCCAUUACCUACCCCAAAUGGCAGAAUGGAAGGUGAUUUUGAGAUGAAACACAUCGAUAGAGUAGGCUCACCAAAUUUCAAUGUGGCUAUUGCACCAUUUUCUCUGUCAUUGCUAGGAGAUGAAAGUGAACCUUUCUGAACUGUGAGCUGCCAUUAUGCAGAGGCAGAGGAACUGCAUCUGUUCCAUGCCAUGUGCCAUUUGUCAAAUUGAGUGUUUUAAUAAUAAUAAUAAUAAAAAACUGUAAAGUAGCUUUAUAGCUUUCGUACAGAUGCAAGGCCAUCCCUUUUUGUUGGGGAAUAUAGCUAAUAUGCUCAUAAUUUGUGUAGAAGGUUAUAAGUUCCCAUAGUUGUAUUUAUAUGUAGUGAUCUCGGGGAAGAAAUCCGUUGGCCAGAGAUGAUGAAAUAUAUGUCAAUAGAGAUUUGUUUGUGAUUUGUAUCACAUUCUACCCAUGUAGGCACUUAAAUUGCUAGGAUUAUAACAGUUGCAAGGUUGUUUAUGAGGUCUAAUUUCAUGAGUUGUGAAUGGUACGGUUUAUCUUUCCUGUAAUAAAGUUGUUAACUCUGUAAUUUAUUCAAUUAAGACAGCAUUCUUCUCUGGUUUUUGAGA
Messenger RNA from Manihot esculenta (cassava), 1533 nucleotides. RefSeq lists its product as uncharacterized. Bases 184 to 1065 code for a protein of 293 amino acids. The transcript is spliced from 6 exons. NCBI's taxonomy places the organism in Eukaryota, Viridiplantae, Streptophyta, Magnoliopsida, Malpighiales, Euphorbiaceae. Gene Ontology annotation, molecular function: protein binding. The record is from RefSeq and is a predicted model, not a curated record.